AUGGCAGCCAGGAAUGAGAUGCAGUUUGAAAAGUUAAUUGAUGAAGCUACAAGAAAAAAAGAUUUCCAACUAUUAGAACAAUUUCUGGCAACAGAAGACUGUGAAAAUGUCACUCACAAAUGCAGCAAACAAUUUGUCAACAAAUUAGACAAGCUUCUGUGUCGGGAACUUGACAAACAAGAUGUCAAAUGCAUUUCCAGUUUACUAAAUUCUAUUCAGAAAUGUGGGAAAAAAAUCAGCAUAGCAGGAGAAGAUGGGCUCCCAGCAAUGAUAAAAUACGGUCUUAUUGGAAGGAUGGUUAAUUGGUUUGAAAAGGUAAAAGGAAUUUUGAUCCUCAGAGGAAAUGAGAAGAAUGAAAUGCUUACAAGUCUGGCUGAAGAGUUCUUCAACAUCUUGCUGGCUAUAUGUGAUAGCAGACCUGAAGGUAAAAUGCAAAUACUAGAAAACUUUGUUCUGAGAACAUGUACCCUCAUCGCUGAUGUAAGAAUUAGUAUUUAUGUUCAGCAGGAGGUCGUAAGAAAACUUAAUUUAAUGCUUGACAACUUGCCUCGAGAUGCCAGGAAAAAGAUAUUUUGUACAAAGGAAAUGUUGCUUGUCAUGAGUGACAUGGGGAGGAGAAUUUUGGAUGCUGGAGACUAUGACCUGCAAGUAGCCAUUACAGAAGCUUUAUGCAGAAUGAUAUCAGAGAAACAGAGAGAAGAACUGGCGUGUGAGUGGUUUUCCAUGGAGUUUGUGUCCAAUGCAUUUAAAGGAAUUAAAGAUUCUGAGUUUGAAACAGAUUGCAGAAAAUUUCUUAACCAAGUGAAUGGCAUGCUUGGAGACAAAAGAAGGGUUUUUACAUAUCCGUGUUUAUCAGCAGCUCUUGAUAAAUAUGAGCUACAGAUACCAUUGGAUGAAAAUCUUGAAGAAUUUUGGAUUGAUUUCAAUGUCGGUAGCAGAAGUAUAUCUUUCUAUGUGGCAGCAGAUGAUGCAGAUCAUCAGUGGGAAACAGUCAUUAUACCAGAAGAAGAAGUAGACCUGUACAGCUUUGAAGAAAAGGAUUCAAAGAAAUUAUUAACAAUAGAUCUGAAGAGCCCAAUGAAUGUGGGUAAUCAAGAAGGAAAUAAAUUUUUUUUGUAUUUUGAUUCUAUCUUGGAAAUCGAAGAUGUAACCAGAAAGAUUUAUGGAUUUACUAAAUGUAAGGGCUUCAGUAAGAAGCAGUCUGCAUCAGUUGCCAAAACAACUGUACAUGUCAUCUUUGAUGAAAGCGGAUCACAGGUUCUGGUACCAGAAAGUCAGUUGUCACCAUGUUUGGAAGAAAAAUCUGAAGAGGAGAAACUCAGUAAGUACAAAACCCAGCAACUUCCUGGAACUUUGAGGACUCUGAAUACGAAUAACAAUCAAGAAAAAUGCAGAGAUGGUUCCUCCAAGACAACUGCAUCUACAUCUUGUAAAAGGAAAGUGUCUGAAGCAUCCGUGCUUAUUCCUGGAGCUACAAGAUUUUCCACAAGGAGUCCACUGGUAUUUGUUAGCACACACACUCCUUGUAAAGGACAAUUUAAAUUACCUUUGGAAAUGAUGAGCUCUGCUGAAAGGUCUAACAAUAAUGCAAAGAAUGAGACCAGAACAAAGAAUUUCUAUCAAGAACCUACUGGAAGUGGGCAAAAAUGUGCAUUAGACAAUGAAUUUUGUGAAACAGAACAGAAGAUCAGGAAGCCACAUAUCGGAAAUGAAGCAAAACUACCUGUAAAGCAAAUGUGUGCUGAAGAAGUUUUAGAAAUGGUACAAGAGGCAGAAAUUGAGGCCACACAAAAGCAAACUUUAGAUGAAGCGUUAGAUAUUGUUCCUGAUUCUCAGCCGGUAGGGAGAAGCAACGAACCUUUGCUGUCUGGUCUUUUGGAGAGUUCUUUUGAUAAAACCAAAACAUGGAAAAAAAGAGCAUGCUCUGUUCCUGAGAAGAAUAUAGCAACUGGUGACAAGCAAAAGCUAAAUCCAUCAUUGGCACGUACAUCCCAUCCAGGAAGAACUGUGAAACAAAAAGCAUUUUAUUCAUUUUUUUUAAAUAUCUCUCCAGAUAAACAAAGAAAUUAAAAAAGAGAAGAAAACCAAGAAAAUUAAAUUGAUACCAUGAGCGGAGAAAACUGCAAAAUACUUAGUGGACCCAAAACAUCUUUGUAUUCUGGUUUUACAAAAGAGGAACCUGAUGUUCUCUUUAGAAAAGAGACUGCAAAUCCAAAACAAUCAAAGAUGAAAACAAAGACUAAAGAAAUGACAGAUGCCACAAAAUCACUAAUUAGUAAAAUCAGUGACAGAUACAAAGUAAAGACUGAUGAGAAAAGCAAAGCAAGAGACCCCUUGGGUUUUAACAGGCCACAUUUAAAUAAAUCCCGUGUCUCUAAGGAAGAAGUUCAGGGCAGAAAUCUGAAACCCACUACUUUUCUUAACGUAACUGCUGGUCAUACUAUGAGUGAUGUCUACAACUUUAACAUCAGUGGGUUUGAUGAGCCUACAAUAAAGCUUGGAAUCCAAGAAUUGCGUGUUACUGAACUGAGUGUUCAUACAGAUCCAAAGAAAAAAGGGCAUGCAGAUGACAGUAAAACUAGCACUGAAGUGAAAGGAACAAAAAAAACUAGAAACAAUCAAAACAAGAAGCAUCUCUUUAGUGAUACAGACACAGAAUACAGAGGUGAUGACAGCAAAACAGACAUUAGUUGGCUACAAGAAUCAAGUAGAAAAUCUAAAGCCCAGUUAGCUGAUUACAGUAGAAAUAAAAACUUAGGGAAACCAAUAAGCACAGACAAAAGAAAUAAAUUCUCUGAACCUGCUUGCUACGUGGAUAAAUCUAAAGGCAAAAAUGCAAAUAAGAAAAAGAUAAACAAAUGUAAAAAACAGAAUUCAAGAACUGAUGAAACGAUAGAACAAACCACCAGACAAAAACGACCUCGAAGAGCAGCAUUAGCAAAAAAUUACAAAGAGCCUUCCAGUUCAGACUCAGAGUGUGAAAGGAAAUCUUCAGCAUGCACCUCUAAGGAGGAGAAAUCAAAAAUACAGAAACAUGCGAAUGGAGAAAACAAGGAUGAUAAUCAGCAAAAGGAACUACAGAAUAUUGUAUCUAUGGAGCCAAAGAGAGUAGCUAACUAUGUACAUAAAGCAUUUAUUAAAUCAAAGAAUUCUGCAGAACAAAAGGAAAUUGAAAUGCCUUCAUCUGAGAGUCCUGCAUCUCUUGAGACAAUGAGAUGUGCUGAAAGAGUAUCAGAAGGAGAUGUUACUCAAGAGCAUACUUAUAGUGAAAGAUCACCUGGUCUUCAGGAGUCAACACUAGAAGAAAGGGAAAUACUAAGCUUUGAGAAAGGAAUCUCUCCCAAUGAUUUCUGUCCACAAAAAAAGAAUGUUCAAAGUAUAUGUGUAAAUCAGUCCCCUGGGACAACUGUUAAAAAGUUAACAUUUGGAAAUAAAAGUUUUUCACCAGUUUUAUCUGAAGCAUCUUUGGUAAGAAAAUUAAACUUAACAACAUAUAAAACUGUCAGUGGAAAACAUGCAAAGGGAUCUGUAUCUGAAACACAUGAUAAUAAUGAAGAUUCAAGUUUCAGACAUUGCUUUUCCAACACACUUUCUAUUAAAGGAAAACUACAAGAUAUCACUAAACCUAUCACGAAAGGUAAAGAAGAGGAUUGUGUACCACCAUCUCCCUUGUCUGUUUCCAGUGGAAGUAAAGUACAGUCUUGGGGAGAAGAACCUUAUGGCCCCAUACAUGAGUCAGGACCGACUAUACAGACAUUUCUCAAACGAAGGUACCACAGUGAUACAGAAAGCAAUUCUGAAGUAGAAACAAGCAAAGAGAAGGAAAAGAAAGGAAACAGAAAAACGAAGUUACAGCCUAGAAAAUUAUUUAAAACAGGUGAUGCUGUUACUUACAGAGUGUCUGAAAGCAUAUCUACUGUAUCUGUAAAUGAUCUGUCUGUUUUGGAUGGCGAAAUCUGGGAACCUGGUUGUUCAACUAUGAGUAUAUGUCAGAAGCUCCAAAAAGAAUUUACUAAGAAAAUUGAGAGCCGUUCACGGAAAAUGGAUCAUUUUACUAAGCAGUCAUUAAGAGCUGCCCGUGAGCAUUUGACAACAAUGAGUUACCAGCUUCAUGAAUGCAGGAUCAGGCAGCUGGACAAAUUUCAUUUUGCUCUCCUUGAGGAACUUGAGAAUUUUGAAAAAGAUUCUCAGUCCCUGAAAAACAUGGAAAAAGAAUUCUCGACCUUUUGGAAAAAACAUACACAUACUUUUAGUACAUACAUGAAAAAUGAGCAACAGAGAAUUCAGAUUCUUAAAACUUCAUUUGAAGAUAACAUUUACCAUACCGUUGACUAUGAAGAACAUAUUUUUACUUCAGAGAUUCAUCUGAUGAAAGAAGACAUAAAAGGACUCCAAGAGAAACUUCUUAAAGAAAUGCAAGAAGAGGAACUGUGUAAUGUUCGCAGAGGAUUGCAGACAUUGUUUCAAUCAGAAGAUGAUAGAUUCUGA
Messenger RNA from Gavia stellata (red-throated loon), 4488 nucleotides. It is a transcript of the gene SYCP2, whose product is annotated as synaptonemal complex protein 2. The transcript has 45 exons. Lineage: Eukaryota; Metazoa; Chordata; Aves; Gaviiformes; Gaviidae. The record is from RefSeq and is a predicted model, not a curated record.